GCAGCUGAGUGCAUAUAAAACACAUUCGUUUGCGUUGUUUCGUUGCUGGCCUUUGGAUUUAUGGAUCAAUCAGAAGUCAACAGCUCUUCUGAUGAACAGCUUCAUCGCAAGGCGUGGCGUUCCACUUCGGAUGUAUUCGGACAACGCCACCAACUUCGUCGGGACAAACAACCUACUCAAGGAGCUACAGAUGGAGUUCUCGAAGCAGCAGGAGAAACUGCAGUUGUUCGCGUCGGAGAUGGGGAUGGAAUGGCACUUCAUCCCUCCUCGAGCCCCACAUUUCGGAGGGCUGUGGGAAGUCGCGGUGAAAUCCGCAAAGCAUCUCCUCGUCCGGCAAAUGGCCAACGCGUCACUGGCAGAAAGCGAGGUCAGAGCUCAUCUGGCAGAUGUCGAGGCCAUUCUCAACUCGCGGCCUCUCACUCUACUCAGCUCCGAUCCCAACGAUGGCGAGGCUCUAACGCCGGGCCAUCUUCUAAUCGGGCAAGCCAUUCGUUCGCUGCCGCAAGGAUCCGUGCCAGACAGGCCCAACAAAGAGCUGACGUAUUUGCGACGGUGGCAAAUGUUAUCCACGCUCAGACAGCGGUUUUGGCUCGCGUGGUCGAAGGACUACAUCCACAACCUCCAAAUCCGCACCAAAUGGAAGUCUCCACAGCCCGGCUUGGAGGUCGGAUGCCUCGUCCUGGUUCACGAGGACAACACGCCACCUCAGCGGUGGAUAACUGGAAGGGUCGCAGGCGUAACCCGAGGAACAGACGGCCAAAUACGGGUGGCCGAAAUUAGAACGGGCACUGGCACAUUCAAGCGCCCAAUCCAUAAAUUAGCACGGUUGCCAGUGAUUUGAAAUCCCACGUCGGGUAUUCCAAGGUGGCCGGUGUUAAAUCAAGCGCCUUGUCCCACUGUAAGCCUGCUCAGCCUAACUGAGCAGUUACAUUUACUCUCAAUCUUGCGCUCUUCUUUGCUACAGUUGUUACAUUUUAGUUAUAAGCUUUCGCUCAACUUUUGUUUUCCUUUAACUACUAAUGUCGGAAUAACCGGCAAACAAUAAAUUGUCACUCUCUCCUUUCGCAACUAGCAAACGAAUCAGACGUGUUUUAAUUUUGCGCAUCA
Messenger RNA from Drosophila sulfurigaster albostrigata, 1107 nucleotides. RefSeq lists its product as uncharacterized. Gene Ontology annotation, biological process: DNA integration. The coding region runs from base 92 to 841 and encodes 249 amino acids. The record is from RefSeq and is a predicted model, not a curated record. The transcript is spliced from 2 exons. Lineage: Eukaryota; Metazoa; Arthropoda; Insecta; Diptera; Drosophilidae. Gene Ontology annotation, molecular function: nucleic acid binding.